This is a messenger RNA of Closterium sp. Naga37s-1, 546 nucleotides long. The record is from the annotation of a GenBank genome assembly. NCBI's taxonomy places the organism in Eukaryota, Viridiplantae, Streptophyta, Zygnematophyceae, Desmidiales, Closteriaceae.
AUGGCCCGACCCUCAGCGUCAAAAGCGAGGACACUAGGGGGCGGCUCGGGUGGCUCGGCUGCAGGGCGGCUCGGCGGCUCGGCUGCUAGGCGGCUCGGCGGCUCGGCGGCUCGGUUGCUGGGCGGCUCGGCGGCUCGGCUGCUGGGCGGCUCGGUGGCUCGGCUGCUGGGCGGCUCGGCUGCUGGGCGGUUCGGCGGCUGGGCGGCUCGGCUGCUGGGCGGCUCGGCGGCUCGGCGGCUCGGCGGCUCGGCCGUUCGGCUGCGACUGCUGCUGCAGAGACGGCGGCGGCUGCUGCCUCAGGGACGGCAGCGGCCGGCCGCUAGGGGCCGCGUCAGGUGCAGGAGAGGGCCGCGUCAGGGGCGGCGUAGGGGCCGCGGCAGGGGCGGCGAAGGGGCCGCGUCAGGGGCCGCGUCAGGGGCCGCGGCAGGGGCCGCGGCAGGGGCCGCGUCAGGGGCCGCGGCAGGGGCCGCGGCAGGGGCCGCGUCAGGGGCCGCGUCAGGGGCCGCGUCAGGGGCCGCGUCAGGGGCCGCGUCAGGGGCUGCGUAG